Pomacea canaliculata is the source of this 3491-nucleotide messenger RNA. Its product is annotated as troponin I-like. The coding region runs from base 259 to 1413 and encodes 384 amino acids. Gene Ontology annotation, cellular component: troponin complex. The transcript is spliced from 15 exons. NCBI's taxonomy places the organism in Eukaryota, Metazoa, Mollusca, Gastropoda, Architaenioglossa, Ampullariidae. Gene Ontology annotation, biological process: muscle contraction. The record is from RefSeq and is a predicted model, not a curated record.
AAGCCUUGCUCUCUACCGCUACUCUUUCUCGUUCUCUCUUUCUUUCGCUGUUGCCGUCUUGCACACCUGGAACCGGCGGCUACGUGCUUAGCAUUACAUCUACUUUAUACAUGUCUGUAGACCUCUGGAUGUAGGCGACGCUCGUUGUCUUACAGGUAUCGACUGUUGGGUAAUAGCAGCUGUCUGGUGGUGUGUGAAGCGCACUCUAUUCGUCGGACUUGCAGCACUUUCGAUAGAGACCAAACUCGCUGACCAAUCAUGAGCUCCCUAGAGGAACGCCGCGAGGCCAGGCGCCGAAGACGUCAGCAAGAGGAAGCGGCAGAAGCGAGUUCCUCCAUCAACGGGGGAGAAGAUGACCUUGAGCGCAGACGUCGAGAACGCAGAGAAGCCAGACUGAGGGGAGGUGACGAAGCUCCGGCAGAAGAAGAAACCCCUCGCAGAGGUCGCCGUAACAAAGGUGACGACGAGACACCUGCAGAGGAGUCCUCUUAUCGCUCACGCAGGCGGAGAGGUGGAGAUGAGGAAGACACACCAGCACCAGCAAGAGAAGAGAAAGCAGAGGAGGAAGCAGCCCCAGAAGCCGCGGCCGAGGACGAUUCUGCUGCACGCGAGGAGGAGGCGGCCGAGCGCAGACGCCGACAAGAGGAAGAAGAGGAUCGCCGGCGACAAGAAGCAGAGCGCCGUCGACAGGAAGAGGAAAGACGCAGACAGGAAGAGGAGAGACGUAGACAAGAGGAGGAGCGCCGCAGACAAGAGGAAGAAAGGCGCAGACAGGAAGAGGAGCGUCGCCAACGCGAGGAAGAAGAAAGAAUGGAGGCUGAACGCGAGGAGGCUGCUCGGCGAGAGGAGGAGGAGAAGAAAAAGAAGAAGGGCAAGCGGAAAGGCCUGGGCGGUCUUUCUCCAGAGAAGAAGAAACUUCUCAAGAAACUGAUCAUGCAGAAGGCUGCGGAGGACCUGCGCAGCGAGGCUAAGGCCAAAGCCGAGGAAAAGGAGCGAUACAUCAACGACAGGGUGGCACCUCUCAAGGCCGAAGGCCUGGGUCAAGCUGAUCUUCAGAAGCUGGUGAAGGAGCUGCACUCAAGGGUGGCUGCACUGGAAGAGGAGGUAUACGACUGGGAGAUUAAGAUUCGCAAGCAGGACUUUGAGAUCAAUGAACUGACCUUGAAAGUGAAUGACACCAAGGGAAAAUUCAUUAAACCAGUUCUGCGGAAAGUGAACAAGACAGAGAGCAAACUCACGAAGCUGCAAACAAAGGAGUCCAGAGAUUUCCGUGGUAAUCUGAAAUCCACAGGUCAGAAUAAAUUCGCGCUCAAGGAGGAAGAAGAUGCGGACAAGACCCCCGACUGGCGCCAGGCUCUCAAGCACGGAGGGCCAGAGGGCGAGGGUGAGGAGGCACCACCAGCCGAAAGUUGAGCCACUGCAUCUUUCGACUCAUGUCCAGUUACGUGUCGACCUUUCGUGUGAUUUUUUUUUCCGAGGAACUGUCUGCAGGGUAACAACUAGAUUCUGUAGCCAGAGACAUCCUUAGCAAACUUGUCACGUACAACAUUCUAGUCUCUUUUCACAACUGCCGCCGUAAGCCAGGCACCAGGAUCGCCGCGACUUGUCACCAUCAAGGUGCAAAAGUAGUUCCUACAACCACCACUAAGGCAAUUGCAGUAAAAUUUCUGCAGUUUGCUUUAACUGCUUCCUCAGGCAACGUCGUGUUGUGCUGUCCCUCCCUCUUUCCCUCUAUAAGCCAGGUUCUCGGUUUUCUACUAGUUCACUGUCCUGACACCUUUACCUGUAAAGAAAAGAACCUUCAGAAACCAGUGUACCCUGCACCUUUGCAUACCACUGUAGAAUGCUGUCCAUGUCUUCUGUGCUUGGGUGAUACAUGUAAUAUGGACGAUAUAAAAAAGAGUCGUUAUUUUAACGUCUGAAUCGUUUUUUCUUUAAGAGUCGGUAGCUAGGGAAUGUAAGGUGUCCGAUGGGUGUCACGAAUGAGAUUGUUCUUUGUGUAACGGCGCCCAUGAUGCGUCAGAUCAUUGACGACUUAACUGUAGUGUCAUAGUUUUCAUCAUUACCUGUUCUCUGUAGUUUUGUGCAAGGCGCUAUCUUACUUAGCGAGUCUUUCUGCGUGAGUGUGUGUCUUCUUUAACAUAACUUUUAACCAUCUAGUGUAGCAUCUAUCUGGUGUGCGGUCUCUUCCAGGUUUCUCUGUUUUUCUCCCCUAUCUCUGUAUAUUUCAGACGUAGUUGCCAUUGGUUGUCAUGUUUGAUGAAUGUGAUGUUUGUUUUCGAAUAUAUUUUUUUAAUAAUGACGCUAAUUGGAGACAGAGCCGCACUCGACAUCUUGAAAUGCAGAGGACGAGGAUAUUGUUGAGGUCUCUACAUUUUAGAAUGUGUAUCAAAGUGCGAAAAGAACCCUCGAAGUUAGCGUGAUCUGUUGUAACAAUUGUUGUAUUUAUUAAACAUUUAUAACGCCUUUGUGAAUAUUUAUUGGUCUGUCUGUUAAACUGUCACACUUACGUCGAAGAAACUACACAACUGUUUUCUCUGCUUUGUUAAAGGACUUAGUUAUAUACGCUGCGGAAGCAUUUUCUGUUGAAAUUUGUACGAAAAAGAUGCAAGUGAAAUAGAGCUCGACAUGGUAACCAGACAAGUCAAAUGUGAGGAACUUUUAGUUUCUUGGGUGUCAAAGGUACAGAUCUCGUUCAAGGAGGGCCAUCUCCGCCAUUGAUUUCUUACCUUUCAUGGUUUUGAUUCUCUGUUUAGUGUUUGUUAGCCUCUAGGUGUUCAGCAAACCUACCACUUACGAGGAGCAACAGAAGGCAUUUUAAGAUUUUGAAAGAAAAGAAAUGAAAAAAAAAAUGAAAGCAGAGCAAAAUUUCGAGAGCUUUUGUGUAUAAUGAGGUGUCGAGGUGAAGCAGCAGUAAUGAGUAUGAGCCUGUAACAUCAUUACAAAAUGUCUUUCGGCUAUCCUUACCGCAAAUGUUUUUUUAAGCCCAAUGUAAUGUAAAAAAGAAAGCGCCCCUCCCCCUUUUUCUUGAUAUGCACCUGGCUCUUCUUUUCUUUCCCAUCUUUCUAAAGACAUUGCUGAGUUUUGUCAGGUGUGAAUAUUUGCUGCAUGAACUUGCUUUUUUUUUUAAAAAAAAAGAUAAACACAACAUAUCAACGGUGUGAGCAAGUUACUUUUAGUAUUUAAGACGUCAUCUUGGUCACGGUUGUGGCGUUAUGUAGGCAGUCAACAAGUAGCACUUGAGGGAGAAGGGCGGCGGCAGACGUAGGCUAGUCUCAUCAAACAGAACCCGUGUCAUCACCAGAUGGCAUACUACGUCUCGUAUUUGCAGUUUUGCAUUGGAUACCAUAUCUUCCGUCCUACUGCUUUUGUACUGUUUGUCCGUCUCAUAGACCUCACUUGAGACAUGGCCUGCUUUAACUGAUUUAACCCUAGCCACGUGUACAUCAGAAAUGUCAAAAAAACAAUAAAGGUGUUCCUUUGCCACUUGA